UGAUAGAAGACUUGAGAUCCUCAUCAGCCAUAUAGGGUUAGGGAAUAAACAUUACUUGCGAUACUAAAGCUAUAAACAUUACUUGUUUGUCUAAAUAUAAAUUUUACAAAAAGCUAGUGCCGGAUUAUUGUUGCUAAUUUUGAUCCUCGUCUUACACAAGCAGUAAUCUGUUGAAUUCAUGAUUCAUAUAGGUUGAACAAAGGAAAAAAGCAGCACUGCCGGAGCAUGUCAAGAGGGACCUUCAUCGUUGGAAAGUUCAUUGCAAGAUGUUGCAUCACGAUCGAUAUAGUUUCAUGGAUCUCUGGCCCUGCUCUUCAAAGGACUGGGAUCAUUUAGCCCGGCAAGAGGCAUCGAUCACACCUCGAUCAAUGAUGGGAAACUGGCAUCGAGAAUUCCACUUGUGUGGAAAUACGGUGACUCAAUCAGCCAUUAUAUAAAGAGGACACUUGAUCUUCAUUUCUGCACACAUGCAUGUAGCUGAAAAAACCUAAUUGAUAAAGCCAUGGCUUCAUUUCUUCCACUUGCACCCGCCACUACGCUUAUUAACCGCCCUUCUUCCAUUCGUUCUAAUACUUCAACUUCCCUUAGUUGUUUCCCUAGACCUUUGUUCUCAAUACAUCGUUCAUUUGAAAAAGGUAAGCAUGGAUCUCCAUGCAAAGCAAGAAAGAGCGAUGAUGAACAGGGUAUUAACCAAGACGAUGGAAAACUGGACAGGAGAAACAUGCUGAUUGGUCUUGGAGCUGGAGGUCUGUACGGGGCAACCAGUCUUGGCCUUGGGACCAACCCAUUCGCCACCGCUGUUCCGAUUCCCGCUCCUGACCUAAAAACUUGCGUCCGGACCACCGAAGAUAUGAAAGGACUUAAUUGUUGUCCACCGUCAACCGAAAUCAUCAAUUUCGAGCUACCCGAAGUCAAAACACUCCGCACCAGGCCAGCGGCACAUACAGUCGAUCAAAAGUAUAUAGAAAACUACAAAACGGCCAUCGAGCUGAUGAAGAACCUCCCCGAGGACGACCCACGUAACUUCUGGAACCAAGCUCAAGUCCACUGUGCCUACUGUGAGGGUGCAUAUUACUAUGCUAGCAAUGAUUGUGAUGGCACCAAGGAAGAAAUACAAGUUCACUCCUCGUGGCUCUUUUACCCCUUCCAUCGCUGGUACCUCUACUUUUAUGAGAGAAUCCUUGCCAAACUCAUUAAGGACCCAAAUUUUGCUCUGCCCUUCUGGAACUGGGACGGUAAAGACGGCAUGUACUUGCCUCCUAUUUUCGAGGAGGGCCGCAGUAGUUCCCCACUCUUCGACCACUACCGAAACGCCAAGCACCGGAAGAAGAAAUUUGUGUUGGACCUCAACUACAAUUGCACCGACUCCGGCAAAACAGAUGAAGAAAUUAAAGAGGAUAACCUCUGUACUAUGCACCGGCAGAUGUACUCUGCUUCUACUGGUAAGGAUUUGCGUCUUUUCUUUGGCCACCCUUACAGGAAAGGCGACAAACCUAGCCCCGGUGCAGGAAACAUUGAGCGUAUUCCCCACAACAAUGUCCACAUCUGGACUGGCGACCCCGAUUGGGUUAGAGAGGACAUGGGAAACCUUUACUCUGCUGCUAGAGAUCCCAUCUUUUUCGCGCACCAUGCCAACGUAGACCGCAUGUGGUACUUGUGGAAAAAAGAAUUACACUGCAAGGACAUCUCCCAAGAUGACUGGCUGAAAGCCGAGUUUCUAUUCUACAACGAGAACAAGCAACUCGUCCGAGUUAACGUCGAACAAUCUCUCGACACGGACAAGCUCGGGUACAAGUACGAUGAUGAUGUUGAUAUCGAGUGGAUGAGCAAUAAGUACAAGCCAAAAGCUCGUAAGUCAUUAAACAAGGCAAAGCCAAACGUCUCUAGGUUCCCGGUGAAAUUGGACUCCAAGGCAAGUGUUAAAGUGCAGAGAGCAUCUUUGAAGCGGCCCGCGAACGAGAAGGCAGAACGAGCAGAGGUGUUGUUGAUCGAAGGGAUUGAGUUCCCUGGUAACCAGGCUGUGAAGUUUGAUGUGUAUGUCAAUGACGAUGCAGACACGGAGAGCGGGCCUUGCAACUCUGAGUUUGCUGGCAGCUUUGUUCACGUCCCACACAGGCACAGCCACACUAUUAAGACCAAUAUGACAUUAGGGAUUACGGAUCUGUUGCAGGACUUGGAAGCUGAAGAUGACAGCCACGUGGUUGUGACUUUGGUGCCAAGGUAUGGGAAGGGGCCUAUCACCAUUGGUGAUGUCAAGAUUGAGCUCUGAUUCUUUUCUCGGCCUUCUCGAUCCACUGGAUCUGUUUCCAUGCAUGCUUUCUACGUAUCCUAGCUACCCCUUUCUUGCUGCCAGUGCUAAUAAAUUGCAUGCAUGCUUUGAUCAGAGCACUGCGAUGUUUCUGCUGCCUUUCAUUUCCAUCCUUCAUUACUUUCACUUCUUGUUUGUGUCAAGUUCUUGUGUAUGUGUAAUGCAUGCGUCGAUCAAGACCACGUACGCAUGUACCACAGUGCAUGCUUCCGUGGGAGAUCAUUUAUGUUGGUUGUUGCUAAAUAAACCUUAUGUUCAGUGUGUUUAAGUUGCUUUAAUUUGCUUUUUGUUCUCUCUCUCUUUUUCCUAAAGGCGAUUCAUAU
Messenger RNA from Malus domestica (apple), 2631 nucleotides. The record is from RefSeq and is a predicted model, not a curated record. Lineage: Eukaryota; Viridiplantae; Streptophyta; Magnoliopsida; Rosales; Rosaceae.